Messenger RNA from Anoplopoma fimbria (sablefish), 3116 nucleotides. RefSeq lists its product as uncharacterized. The coding region runs from base 251 to 1591 and encodes 446 amino acids. Lineage: Eukaryota; Metazoa; Chordata; Actinopteri; Perciformes; Anoplopomatidae. The record is from RefSeq and is a predicted model, not a curated record. The transcript has 6 exons.
CUGCUUUGGUUGCUUGUGUCCCUUUAAUGAGUUUUGGGUUGCGGAAAGCACCGGCGACCUUUCAGCGACUGAUGAAUAUGGUUGUGUCUGGACUGGACGGCUGUGCUGUGUACCUUGAUGACGUAGUGAUCUACAGCAAUACCUGGGAUGAACAUGUCUACCGAAUCAGGAAGCUGUUUGAUCGGCUGCGUGACGCAAACCUGACGAUCAACUUGGCGAAGUGUUGGGAAUCUGUGUCGUCCGUGGCUGGAUGGCCAAGCCCAAAGAAAUCAGAGUGAAGUUUUUCUUCCUCUUCAUUGUUACCCUCAUCUUCAUCCUCUGUAUCGCUGUGAGAACACCCAGGACGUACAGGGCCGUCCCAGAGCCACGUGGGGCUCUGAACACUUGCCCCUUGCAGAUCUCUGGGCGGACCAUCACCCCCCUCAACAACACCAAGCACUUACUGGUGUCGGCCUACAUGGACCAGAGAGUGGAGGGCUUGGAUCUACGCAUCAUCGGCAUAUUUAAGAGAGACUCCAUCCAACCACUCCACUGUGUUUUCUGCUGUGCAGGCCAUUUAUCAAGCACAACUCCAGGAACAAUUUUACAACACUCAGACAACUUUGGCUUCCCCUACGUCACUACAGACGUCAUGUGUCAGAUUCCUCAGAACUGCAACACUACACAUGUCAGUCUCCUGACUCAGCCAGGAAGAGUUAGUGUAUUUAACCAGACCUGGCUUCCUAUAAGAAACCAGAAAACCAAAGGGAAGAAGGAGGAAAAGUUGCAGUUUAACUUCACAGUUUGCAUCUCCAACCUGUUUGGAGACUACAACAAUGUGCUUCAGUUUGCACAGACUCUGGAGAUGUACAGACUACUGGGUGUGGACAGGGUGGUGAUCUAUAACACCAGCUGCGGCCCAGACCUCGACCGCCUGCUGCAGAGCUACAGCCAGGAGGGCUUCGUGGAGAUGGUUCCCUGGCCCAUAGACCAGCACCUGAAUCCAUCUCGUGGCUGGCUCUUCUCACAGAGCGGGGGGGACGUGCACUACUUCGGCCAGUUGACCACGCUCAAUGAGUGCAUUUACAGAUCCAUGGACCGCUCACGCUACGUCCUGUUGAACGACAUCGAUGAGAUCAUAAUGCCGUACCAACACAACAACCUCAUGUCUCUGAUGGACGUGCUCCAACAUCAACAUCCAAAUACGGGGGUGUUCCUCAUUGAGAACCAUAUAUUUCCCAAGAAGCCCUUUGAUGAAAGUAAAUGGGGUCCCCUGCCUCAAUGGAAAGGGGUGCCAGGCUUUAAUAUCCUGGAUUGCAUCUACAAGGAGGAGCCUGACAGAAACGUAUACCACCCCCACAAGAUGAUACUUCAGCCAAGGAUGGUGCAGCAGACCUCAGUACAUGAAGUGCUCAAGAUGUUUGGAAAAAUGUUUAAGGUUCCACCAGACGUGUGUCGGAUCAUACAUUCCCCAAUCAGGACCCCAACACAACAGCCGCUGGAGCAGCUCCACGUGGACAAACGACUGUGGGACUUUACAGAAAGACUGCUCCCCAGCGUUGAUAAGGUGCUGAGGAGGGCGGGGCUUUUGACUUCAGAGAGGCAGAGCUGAUGGGACUGACACUAAGAUGGACACAGAAGUGUACACGCACACCAGAAGGCCAUUUAAAGAAUAUAAUUUAGGCAGAGAAAUGAGCGGAUAACACUCCUGCAACAACUUUCUUAAAAUGCUGUCAAGGUGAGAACUGAAGACUGCUUUUAUUAGUGCUUAGUGGUCAAUUGAAGACUGAUAUACACAUGAAGAACUGCGGGAACAUUGUACUGUGUGAAUGUGACAGGAUGCAACCCUAUCUGCAUUUUAAGCAAAACGCUCUGGCGUGGAAAGAAUAAAGCCGAGGUGGCAACCUUCAUUGAAGACAAACAUCUGGUCAGUGUCAUGGUUACAUGUGAAUGCACCAAAAGUGUUUGUUUCAUGGAAUUGUUGCUGACAGAGAAACAGUUUGACUAUUGCUACAGUUAUUGGAAGGUGAAGGUGUUGAUCUGAGGUAAAGAAACAGAGUGCAAAGGCUUGUUUACCACAGCUGUGGUCCAAACUAUGUCUGGCACAUUGAUGGCUACGACAAGCUUGAGCCAUUUGGUAUUGCAAUCAGUGGAUGCAUUGAUGGGUUUUCCAGAAAGAUGAUAUGGCUUGAAGCUUACAAAACAAACAAUGACCCAAAGAUCAUUGCUGGCUACUUUGGUGGAAGCCCUGCCAGACUCAGACUUGAUAUAAAACACAGCGACUUUUGCAAUUUUCAGAGAACCAAGCUGAGACAGACAGUGUAACAUUUGGUCCAAGCACUGGAAACCAGCGGAUUGAGCGAUGGUGGCUGAUCUUGCAAAGUGAGUGUGUCCAGUUUUGGAUGGACAUAUUUUACAAACUGAGAGACGAUGGCUACUGUGAAUGAAUUUUCCUUAUUGUAUGUUAAACAUCCCUCUUGUAGGUUAAAGGAAACUGUCUGUCUCUCUUAGCCAGCCUCACUCUAUGUGCCUGAUAGGGCCGAGCUGGCUGGGGCAGCUGGUAGGCCAAGGUUAGCUAGAAACCUUGUGUAUUCGGUUUAGACUCAACAGGCUGGCGCCUGGUUGGAGAGGCUGGAUAAGAGAGACUGUACAGAGGCUAUGUUGUUGCUAGCACAGCAACGGUAGAUGUAUUUCCUUGUUUAGAUCUUAUAUCCAAUAGAAUCCUCACACAUGCCAGGCUGAUGUAGAACUAACCCUAUUUGGAUAUAGCGGAACUUAGCUGGUCUGGGGAAGGUUAAAUACUGUGCUCAAGGACACCAUCUUCAGAAUUGGGUAGCAGAACGCUGUGAUUCACACGUGGUGUUUCCCUGUUCUCCUCGAUCGAGCAACAAUAAAUGUUACCGAUUAAGACAUCCGGGUCUGCCGAAACUUCUUCUGUCUCGAAGAAACUACCUCUAAGAUAUCCAUCACAGCUACUUCUCAGUCAACUUCUUGUCCUUUAUCCAUUUUUUCUUUCUUCAAACAAUACAGGUAAUUGACACAUACACAUACAGGUGAUAACCCAAUAAUAUGUUUAAGAGCCACAAGUGACCAUGUGUAAGUCAUUGCCUUUUUUUCUGUGCAAUGGAUUGUGUAAU